CAGGACGAAGAAGGACAGAGGAGAAGAGUGUGGGAGAAGAAUAUGAAAAUGAUUGACCAGCACAAUGAGGAAUACAGCCAAGGGCAACACAGCUUCACGAUGGCAAUGAAUGCCUUUGGUGACCUGACCAGUGAAGAAUUCAAGCAGGUGUUGAAUGACCUUAAAAUCCAGAAGCCUGAGGAAGGAAACGUGUUCCAAGCACCUCUCUUUGCUGAGAUCCCCGCAUCUGUGGACUGGAGAGAGAAAGGCUACGUAACCCCCGUGAAGUAUCAGGGUCACUGUCAAUCUUGUUGGGCUUUUAGUGCGACUGGUGCCCUCGAAGGACAGAUGUUCCGGAAAACUGGCAAACUUGUGAAACUGAGUGAGCAGAACCUGGUGGACUGCUCUUGGCCUCAAAACAAUGAUGGCUGCCGUGGUGGCCUGAUGGAUAACGCCUUCCGGUAUGUGAAGGACAACGGAGGCCUGGACUCAGCAGAAUCCUAUCCGUAUCUUGGAAGGAAUGAAUCCUGCAAAUACAGGCCUGAGAAAUCUGCUGCCAACUUGACUACCUUCUGGAGUGUCUCAAACAAGGAGGAUGGACUCAUGACCACAGUGGCAACUGUGGGGCCCGUCUCUGCUGCUGUAGACUCAAGCCUGCAUUCCUUCCAGUUCUAUAAAAAAGGCAUUUAUUAUGAUCCAAACUGCAGGAGUAACCGCCUGAAUCAUGCCGUUCUGGUUGUUGGCUAUGGCUUUGAAGGAGAAGAAUCGGAGAAUAAAAAAUAUUGGAUUAUCAAGAACAGCUGGGGUACAAACUGGGGCAUGAAGGGCUACAUGCUGUUGGCCAAGGAUCGGGACAACCACUGUGGAAUCGCCACCAUGGCCAGCUUUCCUGUCGUGUGA
Ailuropoda melanoleuca (giant panda) is the source of this 879-nucleotide messenger RNA. RefSeq names its product cathepsin L1. The coding region runs from base 43 to 879 and encodes 278 amino acids. The record is from RefSeq and is a predicted model, not a curated record. Gene Ontology annotation, molecular function: cysteine-type peptidase activity. The transcript is spliced from 6 exons. Gene Ontology annotation, biological process: proteolysis. Lineage: Eukaryota; Metazoa; Chordata; Mammalia; Carnivora; Ursidae.